This is a messenger RNA of Naegleria lovaniensis, 1269 nucleotides long. RefSeq lists its product as uncharacterized. The record is from RefSeq and is a predicted model, not a curated record. The transcript has a single exon. The annotation marks the transcript as partial. Lineage: Eukaryota; Heterolobosea; Eutetramitea; Acrasida; Naegleriidae.
AUGGAGAAGAGUCGAGCUGUGCCUGGCAUGGCUCUGUCUGGUGAAGAGACUGACAUGGCCACAAAUGAAAUUAUUUUCGAUCCAGCAUUUAAAUCCAGUAGUUGUGAAGAGGAUAUUUUCCUUUCGACUCGAAAUAAGAGCAACAACAACAAAAUGGACACUUGCAUUUACAACAUGUAUGACGAGCCAAUCACUCCAAACAAGAGACAUGUCGUACAGGACGAUGACUUUUUUGCUGUUCCAAAGCAAGAAGAGCAAAGCAUUGAAAAGGAAGAUCACACAUCAAAGCCAUCGAGAAAUCGCUCAUCUUCUACACUUUCGAACACGUCCUCAUGCUCUAAUAUUUCAAAUGAUGGCAUGAGACCAACAGCAAUCAUUGAAUUUAUUAGAUGCAGCAGUACCCCUUCAAUGACCACAAUCGACACCACUUCCAUACCUAGAUCAGAAUCAUUUCCUACGAGUAUUAUGACUUCUGAAGAGGAUCCAUUCUCUUUUAAUCCCAACAACGUUUCUGGCUUACAAGGAGACGAUAUUUUUGAUCUUCCUGUGGGAAUUCCAUCUGAAUCAUCAGUAUUGAUGGACGAUGAGGGAAUUCAAAGUGACAGCAUUUUCGACUUUCCAAACUCUCCAUCCCAACGUUCAGUCAAAAGUAUUUCAGUAAGCUCACCUAUUAUGGCACAUGAGGACAAAAACACCACUCCCAAAAAAGCGUCUGAUACGACCAAGUCUAAAAAACCCAAGAAGGAUAAGAAAAAACACAUGGUGGGCAAUCUACUGUUAAACUUGACCGCUCAGAAUGAAGAGGAAAAGCCCACACUAGUCAAGGCAGAAAAAGAUGUCAGAGAAUCCGUUCGGAAUAUUGUUCAACCAAAAAUUACCGAGAGUGGAAGUUUCAUGCUUUCUGAUCGAUACAAGGCAAAUCAAGACGGAACCCAACGAAAUGAAAUUUCUCCAGAAAGUGCUCAACCCACUAUUGACUCUGCUCAAUCAUUUAUUAAUGCAUUUAAUAUUCUUUCACUGAAUUCAAACAAAGGACCUUUGAACCCAUUACCUCAUCGGCAAAAUCAGCCAUCAAAUAAUAGUGACCAAUCAGAAGCACAACGUCUUAGGCAAGCACUCUCUGGAAAUUCAUCAGUUGCUCCUCCAGCCAUGGCUACUGUGAAUAGUUUCAAAAUGUCAGUUAAUAGCGCAGUGCUCUCUACUAGCAAAGGUAUUAAGACUGAGAAGAAAAAGAGGACAUUGAAGAGAUUCAAUAAUGAAGAUUUCACA